AUGGCAACGGCGGCAAUGGCUUCCCCUACCAUGUCCACCCUUCUUCUCUUCAUGAUGCUCUUCCUGCAUCUGUACAUCUCUCCGGCGACCGCCUUCUACCUCCCGGGGAGCUACCCGCACCGCUACCUCCCCGGCGAGGCCCUCGCCGCCAAGGUGAACUCCCUCACCUCGCCGUCUUCCAAGCUCCCUUUCCCCUACUACUCCCUCCCCUUCUGCGCGCCGCAAGGCGGCGUCAACCGCGCCGCCGAGAGCCUCGGCGAGCUCCUCCUCGGCGACCGCAUCGAGACGUCGCCCUACCGCUUCUCCAUGCUCACCAACAGCACCGCCGCCUUGUUCCUCUGCCGCACCGACCCGGUCUCCCCCGCCGCCGCCGACCUCAUCAGGUCCCGCAUCGACGACGCCUACCACGUUAACCUCCUCCUCGACACGCUCCCCGUGGUCCGGUAUGUGAAUAAUCCCAUCGCGCCGGAUGUGUUACUCCGGUCCACGGGUUUCCCGGUCGGCGUGCGCGCCGACGACGGGGAGUACUACGUCUACAACCACCUCAGGCUCACGGUUCUGGUCAACAAGCAGAAGAAUGCCACGGCCAGGGUGGAGGCCUUGAUGGCCACCGCCGAUGCGUCUGAACUCAUCGGCUUAUCCGGCGGCGGCGGCGGUGGUGGCGGCGCGUACACCGUCGUCGGGUUCGAGGUCGUGCCGUGCAGCGUGGAGCACGACGAGGCGGCCAUCAGCGACAAGAAGAUGUACGACGGCUUCUCGUCCAAGGCGGCCGCCGGGUGCGACCCUUCUGUGGUCGGCAUGCGCGUGCAGGCCAACAAGCCGCUGGCCUUCUCCUACGAGGUGUCCUUCGUGGAGAGCGCCGUGGAGUGGCCGUCGCGCUGGGACGCUUACCUCGAGAUGGGCGGCGCUCAGGUGCACUGGUUCUCCAUCCUCAACUCCAUCGUGGUGGUGGCGUUCCUGGCGGCCAUCGUGCUGGUCAUCCUGCUGCGCACCGUGCGGCGCGACCUGGAGCAGUACGAGGAGCUCGGCAGCGAGGCGGCGCCGCACGCCGACGACAUGGCCGGAUGGAAGCUCGUGGCUGGGAACGCGUUCCGGGAGCCCAGUCACCCGGUGCUCCUGUGCGUGAUGGUGGGCGACGGCGUGCGCAUCCUGGGCAUGGGCGUGGUCACCAUCCUCUUCGCGGCGCUCGGGUUCAUGUCGCCGGCGUCCCGGGGCGCGCUCGUCAGCGGCAUGCUCUGCCUGUACCUCGUCCUGGGCCUCGCCGCCGGGUACACCGCCGUGCGGCUCUGGAAGACGGUGCGGCACGGCGACAGCGCCGGGUGGAAGGCCGUGGCGUGGCGGGCCUCGUUCGUCUUCCCGGGCAUCGGGUUCUCCGUCUUCACCGCGCUCAACUGCGUGCUCUGGUACAACGGCAGCACGGGCGCCGUGCCGUUCGCGCUGUUCGUGGUGCUGAUCCUGCUCUGGUUCUUCGUGUCGGUGCCGCUCACCCUGGCCGGCGGCCUCCUGGCGUCGCGCGUGCGCGGCCACGUGGAGUACCCAGUGAAGACGAACAAGAUCGCGCGGCAGGUGCCGGCGGCGCAGUGCUCGCCGUGGGUUUUCGUCGCCGUGGCGGGGACGCUGCCGUUCGGGACGCUCUUCAUCGAGCUCUUCUUCAUCAUGUCGAGCCUGUGGCUGGGGCGGGUGUACUACGUGUUCGGGUUCCUGCUGGUGGUGCUGGGGCUGCUGGUGGCGGUGUGCGCCGAGGUGUCGGUGGUGCUCACGUACAUGGGGCUCUGCGUGGAGGACUGGCGGUGGUGGUGGCGCUCCUUCUUCGCCUCCGGCUCCGUGGCCGCGUACAUCCUAGGGUACGCCGUGUACUACCUGGUGUUCGACCUGCACAGCCUCAGCGGCCCCGUGUCAGCCGCGCUCUACGUCGGGUACUCGCUGCUCAUGGCGCUUGCCGUCAUGCUGGCCACCGGCGCCGUCGGGCUCGGCGCCUCCUUCUGCUUCGUCUACUACCUCUUCUCCACCGUCAAGCUCGACUGA
Triticum turgidum subsp. durum (durum wheat) is the source of this 2025-nucleotide messenger RNA. The record is from the annotation of a GenBank genome assembly. Lineage: Eukaryota; Viridiplantae; Streptophyta; Magnoliopsida; Poales; Poaceae.